Messenger RNA from Onthophagus taurus, 680 nucleotides. It is a transcript of the gene Prx5, whose product is annotated as Peroxiredoxin 5. NCBI's taxonomy places the organism in Eukaryota, Metazoa, Arthropoda, Insecta, Coleoptera, Scarabaeidae. Gene Ontology annotation, cellular component: cytoplasm; mitochondrion; peroxisome. The record is from RefSeq and is a predicted model, not a curated record. Gene Ontology annotation, molecular function: thioredoxin peroxidase activity. Gene Ontology annotation, biological process: cellular response to oxidative stress; cell redox homeostasis; hydrogen peroxide catabolic process.
CGUCGAUUAUAUUCUAUGUUAUCUUCUGUUACCGGAAUCAAAAUGCAACUUUCCAGUCAGUUAAAACUUGUCAGUUCGAUUGGACGAAUUGUUUCAAGAAACUUGAGGUCUUCCGCUUGCUUAAACAUGCCAAUUACUGUAGGAGAUUCUUUACCCCCCGUAGAUUUAUUCGAAGAAACCCCCGCUAAUAAAGUCAACGUACAACAAUUAACCAAAGGUAAAAAAGUUAUCAUUUUUGCUGUUCCUGGAGCUUUCACCCCUGGAUGCUCCAAGACUCAUUUACCGGGAUAUGUAGCUCAAGCAGAUUCUUUAAAAACCAAAGGCAUAGAUGAGAUCGUUUGUGUUUCUGUUAACGAUCCAUUUGUGAUGUCCGCUUGGGGAAAAGAACAAGGAGUUGGUCAAAAAAUUAGAAUGUUAGCUGAUCCCCAAGGAACAUUCACUAAAACUAUUGAAUUAAACACCGAUUUGGCGGUUUUGGGUGGAUUAAGAAGCAAGAGAUAUUCCAUGGUUGUCGAAGAUGGUGUUGUUAAGAGUUUACAGGUUGAACCUGAUGGUACAGGAUUGUCUUGUUCGUUGGCUGAAGCUAUUAAAUUGUAAAGAUUAUUAAAAAAAAAGGAUAAAAAUGUUUGUAAUUGUCUAUAAGAUCUGCAAUAAAUCUUAUUGUUAGUAUAAAUGUAAAA